Molecule: messenger RNA, 1939 nt
Organism: Armigeres subalbatus
Lineage: Eukaryota; Metazoa; Arthropoda; Insecta; Diptera; Culicidae
Product: matrix metalloproteinase-2-like
Exons: 9
Coding region: 118-1908 (596 amino acids)
Biological process (GO): proteolysis; extracellular matrix organization; collagen catabolic process
Cellular component (GO): extracellular matrix
Molecular function (GO): zinc ion binding; metalloendopeptidase activity
Source: RefSeq, a predicted model, not a curated record
UCAGUCUGAUUAUGCGGUUCUUGUGGGAAACAUAUUCUUGCGCACUCCGUCCGUCAUUCAUUUCUCGGCGCGUAACGAACCGCGACACAAUCCAACUUGUUGCGUGCUGAUAAUCUGAUGUGGAGCCAUCGGAUGGCACCGAAAAGGCGACCCAGCGUUGCUUCAUCAUCGCCGGUCGCCCUCUUACUAGGGGUGCUAAUUUUAUGCUGCCUGGCCACCAUUCCGCUCCAGGGAGCUCCAGCCCAGUGGGAAUCGGUUCGAACCUCCGCCUUCCAUCAGGUUCCCACGAAGGAGAUGUUCGAGUUCAUGCGGCGCUACGGUUAUCUGGAGAAGGGCCCGAUCCAGGCCGAAGCUCUUUACAGCGAGGAAGCGGUUGUUAUGGCGAUUAAAAGUAUUCAACGGUACGGAGCGCUGCCUGAAACGGGGAUGCUUGAUCCGCGAACAGUUCGACUAAUGUCAUCACCACGCUGCGGCGUUGUGGACCAGAUGCCGCACGAUCAAUCGAUGCGACACCGACGGUACGUGAUCGGGUCCGAGAGUUGGAGAAAGCGGAAAAUAACCUAUUUUAUUGCCAAUUGGAGCAGCAAAGUAGGUGAGGAUGCGGUCGCCAAGUUUAUGCAGCGGGCCUUCAACGAGUGGGCCAAAUACAGCAACCUAAAGUUUGUUAGAGUGUACGACCCCUCGGCGGACAUCAUAGUUGGCUUUGGCAGUGGGCACCAUGGUGAUAACUAUCCAUUCGAUGGCCCGGGAAACAUUCUGGCCCAUGCCUUCUACCCAUACGAAAUGCAGUCCUAUGGAGGUGACAUUCAUUUUGAUGAGGACGAAAAUUGGAAGGAGAACUCUACACACCUUUCCGACGGAGUGGAUUUCUAUUCUGUUGCAAUUCACGAGUUAGGUCAUUCGUUGGGCUUAGCUCACUCUCCGGUGUACUCUUCGCUUAUGUUUCCCUAUUACAAAGGUAUUACACAAGGAACCUUAGACUACGAUGACAUCCUGGCAGUAUACAAGCUCUACAUCCAAAACCCUUACAUCACAGACGAACCCUUCAACUAUCCGACCGAGGCAACCAUCGUCGAAGAAGAAUACGACGAGCCCACAACGCCGGCAGUAACUCCAGAACCCGCUCCAAGGCUACCCGACUUCGUGACGGAACCUCUCAACCCCAAUGACGUCCCAACGACAUCCGCUUCGCCGUACGACAUCCCGAUCACCUACGUUGGUGACUACACAACCGUGGACGAUCACCUGACGAGACACCACUACGAAGGUGUCACCCGGCCGGAGCUGCCGGAGUUCACGCAAAUGCCCAACGUUUGCGCGGGUGGAUUCGAUGCGGUUGGUGUGCUGCGGGGUGAAGUUUUCAUCUUCAAAGGGGCCUAUUUGUGGCGAUUGACGGAAAAGUAUCGGAUUCGGGAUGGCUAUCCCGUGCGAAUAUGGCAAGUGUUUCGGGGGUUUCCGAGAGAGGUGCAACGCAUCGAUGCCGUUUACGAGCGGGAGUUUGACAAUGGAGUGGUGCUUUUUUCAGGUAAGAACUAUUGGAUUUUUGACGGACUCAAUUUUCUCCAACCGGAAGCUCGCCCCAUCACGGAUUUCGGUUUGCCCGACAGCUUGGAAAAGGUGGACGCGGCUAUGGUUUGGUCCAAAAACCAAAAGACCUAUCUGUUCGCCGGUGAUCAAUUUUGGCGGUUCAACGAUACAACCGGGACACUGGACGAGGGUUAUCCUAUGUCCAUGGACCGCUGGUACGGUAUCCCAACCAAUCUGGAUGCGGCAACAUCCGUUGCCAGUGGGAAGACAUACUUUUUCAAGGGAAACUACUACUGGCUGUACAACAACGACCGCGUGCGACCUGAACGAGGCUACCCCCGAAAGGCCAGUAAUAUAUGGCUCGGCUGUCGAGUCGCUUAAUAUCGUUAUGUGUAUGAAAUAAAUGUGUCGA